Messenger RNA from Tuber aestivum (summer truffle), 854 nucleotides. The record is from the annotation of a GenBank genome assembly. NCBI's taxonomy places the organism in Eukaryota, Fungi, Ascomycota, Pezizomycetes, Pezizales, Tuberaceae.
AUGAAAAUAACAAAGAGCUCACAUAGGGGCACGCGAUCGCCUAACAGAAAACCGAGCAACGGAGAUAUGAUGAUGGAUGUCGAGUGCGCUGAUAACAAUCUGAACUGCUCCAUCGAGGACACUGAUGAAUCAGAAAGGGUGGAGACUUCGGUUGUCUGCGCUCUGGAUUUCAUUAAGGCAGGGGCUUCCGCGAUGUACGGUUUUUUGAGUUUCGUGACUGACUUUUUGUAAAAGUAUUAUCAACAGACCCUGGAUCUUUUCAUUAGCAUUGAUGAAUUCAAUUACUUCAAAGUUGACGGAAACUGCGAUGUUUGUCUGGGUGGUUCCCGUGUUGUUGGCCCACGGGAUACGUAAGGUAGCAAUGGUGGGCACGGUGGCAACUGCGAUCUCUCUCGUGAUGAGUAUGAGCUUUGUGAGGAAAACGCCUCCGGAGAGAUCAACGACCUUGAAGACCCUUCACGCGUCCAAGAGGGUGACGGAGAGAACCCAGGGGGCGCUUCUAGGGCUGCGGUUCCUACUGAUGGCACUAGGAAGAAGGAUGGGAUAACCGAAAAGGAGAAUUUUGGCAGGGAAGCCGACAGGGAAUCUCCGCGGCGACCCCUCAAGCAUGAACAGUGUCGUAUCAUCAAUAAGAUAAUUGAUGGAGUGAGGCCAGCUUCCGAGAAGAAGGGUUCUAUGAAGCAAGCAAAAGACUUGGGGCCAACGACGGCAGGGUGGAUGAACAGGCCGAGUUUUCAGCUGUCGGGGACCUCGGGAAUGUGUGGUUGCCGGGGGAGCUUGAACAGGGACCCACAGGGUCUCCAGUCACUGCCAAGAGGGAGGAGAUGAAACCGGGCGGGCAGAAAGUUAUCUGA